This is a messenger RNA of Aphanomyces astaci, 1746 nucleotides long. RefSeq lists its product as hypothetical. The record is from RefSeq and is a predicted model, not a curated record. NCBI's taxonomy places the organism in Eukaryota, Oomycota, Saprolegniomycetes, Saprolegniales, Verrucalvaceae. The transcript has a single exon. The coding region runs from base 1 to 1746 and encodes 581 amino acids.
AUGCGGCUAGCCAACGAGAGCGACUUGCAGGAGCGCUUGUCGUACAUCCAGCAGUCCGCCCACCACGAAGACCACGACUUGUUGGAUGAAUACAGCGAAGCCAAAAGCCCUCGGCCAGUGGACGUCAGCGGCGCGCUGGUUCCCGGGGGCGCCCUGAACCUGUGCUCCAUGGAAGCGAUGGGGUUGUUCGCCCAAUACGCCGCCAUUGGGGUCGUCUUCAGCAUGAUUCCGUCGCUUAACUACCCCAUUUUCAACGUGUACCUCAACAUGGAAGGCUACCAAACGGCUGCGUACACUGUGCUCGUGACGUUAGGGUGGUCGUUCAAGGUCGUGUUCGGGAUGUUGUCGGAUUGCUGCCCUAUCUUUGGCUACCGCCGCAAGUCGUGGAUGUUGAUUGGGUGGGGCGUCACCAUGAUUUGCUUGGCCGUGAUGGCGUUCUCGGACGUAGGGCCCCCGUUCUGCAAUCGGGAGAAUGUCCAGUUCGCAACCUACUGCGGUAAACCGUUGGAAUCGGUGCCCCCAGACGUCCUCGAGGCCAAUUUUAACUUGGGGGCACCAGACAAUGGCUCGAAAUUCAUUUUGCUGUCCAUGGUGGUAUCGUUCGGCUAUGUGUUGGCUGCCUGUGCGUCGGAUGCAAUGGUUGUCCAGUAUGCGCAACGUGAACCGGAAGCCAUACGCGGCCGCGUGCAAACCGCAGUGUACACGGUGCGCACGGUCACUGGCAUGGCGGCGGUCGCAGUCGUCACGUUUGGCCUGAACGGCGCCAACUACAACGGGUCGUUCUCGUUUGCGCUGUCGCCCAACGUUCCGUACGGCAUCUGCUUGGCGCCUUGUGUGUUGGUGUUUUGCACAACGAUCUUCCUCUUGGUGGAAGAAAAGAGCCCCGCGAUCCCCCUGCGAGUGUGGUGCGGCGACUUUUGGGGGUUGUUGCAAAAGCGAGUGAUGUGGCAAAUCUGCGCGUUUCGAUUCAUCAACAACACGUUCAACUGGGUCGGGGCGACCCCUUCGUCCCCGAUUCAGACAUAUUGGGCCAAAGUCACCCCCCUCAACGACUCGCUGUCCAACAUGAUUGGCAAGGCCAUCUUUGCCACCACGCUGGCAAUGGUGGCCAAGUGGGGGCUGCAUUGGAACUGGCGCUGGAUCAUUGCGUUGGGUUCCGUGGGGGUGGUCGUGGUCGAUGCGAUCGUGAUCUACUUGACGAUCUGGGAUGUCGUGCGCAACCAGUGGUUCUUCACGGGCGUCGGGUUGAGUGAGAACAUUCCCGAUGGAGUUCGCUUUAUCGUGGCCACGUACUGCGCUGUGGAAGUGGCAGACCCUGGAGUCGAAGGCGCAACAUAUGGACUCAUCACGACUAUGAACAACCUCGCAGCCCCGCUCGCUUCGGUCAUUUACAAGUUCGUCGACUCGUACUACGACGUUACGAACAAUGACAUCAAGGCCGACACCACGCAUGUCCGAUGGGACGCCACGUAUGUGUACUUGAUCUCGUACGGAUCCAAACUGUUUGCGUUGGUGUGGCUGUUCAUGCUGCCUCCACAGAAACGGGAAGUUCAGGAGCUCAAGCGUCACGGAGGUACAAGCAAAGUUGCUGGCGCGGUGCUGAUUGCGUUGUUUCUUGGAGCGUUGUCGUUCUCGAUGGUGAGCAAUUUUAUGUCGAUCUCUCCGUCGACCAAGUGCUAUCGUAUUGCCGGCGGCAACGGCAAGACUGACCCGACGACUGGCGGGUGUCCUACACCAAAGACUUAA